AUGAGCCUGACUGUCACACCUGACCACGGAAGAGCAACGAGGAAGAUGCGUCGUCUUUUGGUGACGCCAUCAAAUAAUAUUGGCUCCGUGUACAAGCGAGUAAACAUUAUGUCCUUCACUAGCAACGGUAGCAUCGACUUUAAAGAGUUCGUGCUGAUGAUGUCCGACUGUUACGCCAACAACGUGGCCAAUUUGGUGGAGACUGGCACAAACGAAGGAGGUGACAUGAGUCGACAUUGGCCAGAACCGGCUCAGAGAGGCCAGGACUCUAACGAAGCCAUCUACAGGCGAGCUUUUUCGGUAAGUCAGAAAGCGUCUCUACGCCUGGCCAGGGCAGCAUGUGACCUGGUUUUUGCAACCUAA
Molecule: messenger RNA, 363 nt
Organism: Protopolystoma xenopodis
Lineage: Eukaryota; Metazoa; Platyhelminthes; Monogenea; Polystomatidea; Polystomatidae
Source: the annotation of a GenBank genome assembly